AUGAAUAGAGAGGAUCUAGCCAUUUUUCCAUAUACUCCAUAAUUUUAGACUAUUUACAAUCCAACUCUUGUACAUCCAAUGAGUGCAUUUGUUUCGAGGUCAUCCUACAGAAAUAAUUAAUUAUAACGAAACAAAUUAAAUAGGUUUAAUGUUGAACAUUAUUAUUCGAAAAGAUAACAUGAUUAAAGACACAUCUCUUUGCCUAGAGCAUUAUAAGCAGUUUAAAAAUCAUAAAUUGAAUGUAAUAUUUUAUGUUAUAUCUAAGAGUAGAGAAGAUAAUCAUAUUACAAAGAAGCAACAAUAAGUAUAGUAUAUCCAGAUUCAAAGCAUGAAGAUUCAAUUGUUUCAAAAAUAGACAAAUUUUAAAAUUUAUAAAAUAACUUAUAAAGUUUACAAAUGGAUCUUGUUGAAGAAAAGAAAACAAAUAUAAAUGAUCUUAAAAAAUCUAAUUCUAAAUUCAAGGAUAGUAAUAAAACUAAAACCCUUUUAAGCACCAUUUUAAGAGGGUUCUAAUAUAAGUAAAAUGAUGUUGAUAAAGAUAAUCUCAUUUAAAUUAUGGGUCUGCAAAUAAAGACAUCUAAAUUAUAGGAACAAUAAUCUAUAAGAACUAAAGCAUAUUCUUUAGAAAAAGAGAGGGAAUAAUUAAAAACAUAAAUAGAAAAAAGAGAAUGUACAACUCGUUCAGUAUAAAAAAGAAGGGAAUCUCCAUGUAAUAAAAUAAAAAAUGUUUCAUAAUAAAAUAUGAAAAUAAAUUAAAAUUUUAGAUUUUCAUUGAAUGAUUAUUCAAGUUUGAGUAGAGAUCAGCUAUUUUAAAUAAAAUUAUUGAGUUAUCAUCACUUUUUAUUUGUUGUUUCAACCUAAUGUAAUUUUUAUGUUGUUCCAUCAAACAAUUUAAUUGAAUUAAAAUUUAAAGUUGGAAAAGGAAAUAACAGUUUACUAAUUAAAGAAACCUUUAAAUAAAGAUGGUGGUGGACAUUAAAUUAAGAAGCAGAUAAUAAGGAAUUAAAUUUUAUUUGGACAUAAAUCAAGGUACCUUAAUUUAUGAAUCUAUAAGAAUGGAGUAAAGAAUCUAUUUUAACUCGUUAAAAAUCAUUAUCUACAACAUCAACAGAAUUAAAAAGAACAAAAAAACUUUAAUCUCCAAAAUCAUAAAAAAAACCUUCAAGAUUUGGUCAAUUUGAUGAUCCUUUAUAAAAAUUAAUGAAUGAUUAGGAUGUUAAUGAAAUUAAAAACAUUGAUAAAUCAAUUUAAGACUUUUUAAAAUAUGCAGAAAAAAAAGAAUUUAAAAUUAUUGACAAUAUUAAUAAAGUAUCUCUUGAUAUAAGCUUAGAUUCACAAUCAUAUUGAAAGGAAUUAUCAUUUAGGAAAUAAAAAAGCAAUGUUUCAUAAUAUGAAAAAGUUUUAUGAAUUAACUAAAUAAGAUCUAUUUUAACAUUUACCUGUUACAUUCCAUGUUUCUGGAAUUAAAGAUAGAUCAUAUUAAUAAUUUUUAGAAUAUUAUAAAGAAAAGUAUAUUUAAUUAUUUAUAAGGAAGGGAAACGGUAUAUGGAUAGUAAAGCCUGGAGAAUUUACAAAUAGAGGUAAUGGAAUCAUUGUAUGCCAAAAUUUAAAUGAGAUACAUAGAAUUGUUAGUAAAAGAUAAAAUCAUCCAAAUGGAAAACCAUUUACUUAUUUGAUUUAAAAAUAUAUUGAGAAGCCUUUUUUAUAUAAUAAAAGAAAAUUUGAUAUUAGAUGCUAUUUCCUGAUAACUUAAUUAAAUAAUAUAAUCAGAGCCUAUUGGUAUGAAGAAGGAUAUUUAAGAACAUCAAGUGAAGAGUUUGAUAUAUAAGAUGUAAGUAAUUAGUAUGUUCAUUUGACUAAUGAUGCCAUACAAAAAUAUAGUCAAGCAUAUGGAAAAUAUGAAAAUGGAAAUAAAUUAUCUUUUGCAGAAUUUUAAAGAUAUUUAGAUAAAUGGCAUAAUAAUGAACACUUCGAUUUUUAUAAAGAUUUAUAUCCAUAAUUAAAAAUGAUAACAUUAAAUGCUAUUAAAUCUGUAUAUCAUAAAAUAGAACCAUUCAAAAAAAAUUAUAAUUUUGAAAUUUUUGGAUUAGAUUUUAUGAUUGAUGAAAAAUUUAAACCUUAUCUAAUAGAAAUAAAUACAAAUCCUUGUUUAGAAUUAAGUUCACCAUUAUUAGGUAGAAUAAUACCAGCUAUGGUUGAAAAUGCCUUUAGGUAAAUAUAUUUAUUAUUAUUAUCAGAUUAUCUAUAGAUACUAUAGUACCACCACCUGAAUCAUCAGCAUGGCCACCAAAUAAAAAACAUUUAUUGUUUUAUGAUAAUCUUUUGGAAAACAAUAGAUUUUAAUUAUUAUUUGAUGAAAAAGAUGAUGGUUUAGAGUUAAAAAACUUAUAUAGUAAUUAAAUUAAUGAUGAUCAAAUUGAUGAAAUGAAUGAAGAAGAAGAAGAAUAUAAAUCAGAUGAUGAUUGA
Molecule: messenger RNA, 2466 nt
Organism: Paramecium primaurelia
Lineage: Eukaryota; Ciliophora; Oligohymenophorea; Peniculida; Parameciidae
Source: the annotation of a GenBank genome assembly